Molecule: messenger RNA, 1440 nt
Organism: Endocarpon pusillum Z07020
Lineage: Eukaryota; Fungi; Ascomycota; Eurotiomycetes; Verrucariales; Verrucariaceae
Exons: 2
Coding region: 1-1440 (479 amino acids)
Source: RefSeq, a predicted model, not a curated record
AUGGCAGGCUUCACAACUUUCACAUACACAGGGACUGUGAACCUGCCUACGCCCAAAGCUUUCAAUACUGGGGAUUUUGUACCAGGGUCUCUCUCUAUUGAGGGUAUACAGAAUUCUAUUGCUUUUGGAGCAACGACCUCAGUGUCAACUCUGCUCACAACAAAUUUAGCAGUGUUGACAGCGAGUUUUUCCGUAGAGCAGGGCCAACUUCCCACAACUACUCCAAUUAGGAUUGCCACUGCUCUGGGAUCGUUCUGGAUACCACCGUAUGAGGUGUCUGGCACGCAAAUUCCUAUCGUGAAUUUGACAUCGGGUUCAACACAGCCCAGCUCAACACAGCCCAGCUCAGCACAGUCGAGUACCGGAGAAGGGGUGACGUCCACAACAGGACCGCAGAGCCUAACACCAACGAACUCUACGCGCGCAAACCCUUCGAACAGUACGAGGCCAACUUCAACCUCCCGCACAGACACGCCCCAGCCUGAGCAGGAAAGGUAUGGUGUGGGUCACCUUGUGGGUACAGCUGUGGGCUGCCUCAUUGGAGGUGCACUCCUCGCCGCUGCGGCAUUGUUUUUGUUCAUGCGUCGAAGAUGGCGUAAUCGCAAUGACUUAUCGGAACCUGUGAGGGAGAAAUCUGCUCUCAACGGCCAUGGCAGAGCGGUUUAUGUUGCGGGCAGUAAGGCGUGGGAAUGCCACCUGCCGCAGUCCGAGUCUGACGGGACGAUCCGGGCCAUGGCAGAGCGAACUCUGGACCAGAUCGAGAUGCACGUCGAGAAUUUCUACAAAGACACCGCUAAUGUGCAUAUUGGACCUGAGGUGCAGUCAAAAAUCACGGAACUCGAUUCGCGUCAUCUUCCAGGUCCAGUCCUGAGUCUGCUGCCACAGUCAAAUCGGCCGACCGUCUUGAUCAAACAUUGCAUCGGCAAUUUGGUCAUUUCGAGGAUUGCGGCUGCUGAGGCCACCGCUCACUCGUUCCUCCCAAAGGAUUUCCACACUCCUAAGAGUUCAUCCACAGUGCAGAGCAAACCAGCCUUCACCCAAGCUCUGUCUAGCUGGCGGGUUCUCACCGCAUAUCUGAGCGUAGAACCGGAGCAUGACCAGGCAUACCAUGAGGAACGUGAUCAAUCAAUCGCCCAUGCCGCGCAGCAGGUAUAUCAAGCUUUCGGGCCAUGGGCUCGCAACACGGACACGGAGAAAACCCGUUCUCAGAAUUUGGUUGGCAUCAUGAAACGCGCCAGCGAACUUGGGACUACGUUGUUCUCCCAGCCUUCUACUUUCGAAUGGCAAUGGCAACGGCAUGCCCAAGGUAGAGAAGUUCCCGUCAGCCACGAUUCGACCAAGAUUGUCGUGUUGCCAGGGCUGUACAAAACUAGCGACCAGAGUGCACAGGAGAUCGCACCCCCCAUGUGUGUAAUCGAGCCAAGGUUUGGCGCCUUUUAG